Nymphaea colorata (pocket water lily) is the source of this 1187-nucleotide messenger RNA. Its product is annotated as O-methyltransferase 1, chloroplastic. Bases 66 to 1058 code for a protein of 330 amino acids. NCBI's taxonomy places the organism in Eukaryota, Viridiplantae, Streptophyta, Magnoliopsida, Nymphaeales, Nymphaeaceae. Gene Ontology annotation, molecular function: methyltransferase activity. The record is from RefSeq and is a predicted model, not a curated record. Gene Ontology annotation, biological process: methylation. The transcript has 7 exons.
GUUAUGAAAUUAAUGUGCGUCCCGACUAUUCUUGGCAGGCAGGAGAGAGGGUUGCUUCUUGGGCGAUGGGGCAUUGCGCUUUUGCUGUGAGCUCCAACCUCAUUUCUUUCCCACUGCGCGUAUUGGAAGGAAGGGGCAGGAAGAGGGUGAUUGACGCUCAUACUGGGUGUACUCGAAUAAAAGCGACGGUCUCAAGACAUGACGAAGAUGACCACCAUUGGUUGCUUCAUGCCGCCACGCUUGCCGCUUCGAUACGAUACGGGGAGUCCUUCAAACCCAGUCCUUUAUUUCAUGAUCCAUAUGCUGGUUGCUUUAUAUCGCCCGACGAUCAUUUGGAAGUAGAGUACCCAACAUCAUUUUUUUCUGCAGAUCAUUACUGCCUUGCAACAAAAUUCAUUGACGAAACUUUGCUCAAUGCAGUUGGUGGUUCUGAUGGAGUUAGGCAGGUUGUUUUGCUUACAGAUGGCAUGGAUGCCCGCCCAUACAGAUUGAGGUGGCCGUCUUCUACAUUGAUAUUUGAUAUUUCUCCAACAAAAGUUUUUAACAUUGCUUCUCAAAAACUGGAAGGUGUUGGAGCAAAGAUUCCAAGAAGGUGUAUGCUUUCCCAUAUUCCUUCAGAAUCCACGUACAUACUUGGGGCUCUGCGGAGAAAAGGUUUUGACGGUGACAAGCCAAGUAUAUGGGUGAUUCAGGGAUUGCCCAUUGAGACAUUAUCAAGAUUCAAGGAUAUUCUUAUCGUUGUUAGUAGUUUAGCCGUGAAAGGAAGCUUUUUCUUAGGAGAAUUGCCUCUGAAGUUGGCAGAAACACAUGCAGACGUUAAGGAUGGUGUGCUCAGAUGGGUGGACAGCCUUUUCAUGGGAAAUGGUUUCCGAGUGAAUAUCAUAUCAUAUGAUCAGGUUGCUCAAAACUUCCGUUGUGAUUAUCCAACAGGAAGCUGCAGGAACAUCCUUUUUGUGGCACAGCAGUUACGCUUCUCUGAUGAUCAGAUGGAUUCUUGGAGGAGGGAAUUACAGAGAGCAGAAGACGAUGGAGAUGAAGAAGGAUUUGAGGAUAUGUAGACUAUUAAUGGCUGAACACGUCCAUGCUUGUACUUUCCGCUGACUAUGAGGGCUAUUGCAGCAACUAAUUUUGUUCCAUUUCUGCAUUUGGUAUAUCUAAGAGACCCGAUAUAUCUUAUCCCAGGUUCC